AUGGUUCAUCUUUUCACAGCACAGUCGCCCAACGGCCACAAGGUCUCAAUCACGCUCGAGGAGCUUGGCCUUCCGUAUGACAUAACAGUCGUGGAUCUUGGGAAAUCGGCCCAAAAGGAACCAUGGUUUUUGGCCAUCAAUCCGAAUGGGCGAAUUCCUGCUCUGACGGAUGAAUUGCCAGACAAGACUCCCAUUUCGUUGUUUGAGUCGGGCAGCAUUCAGCAGUACCUGAUUGACAAUUAUGACCCAGAGCAUAAGCUAUCCUACCCAAAGGGUAGCAAGGAGUAUUAUGAAACCAAUAACUGGCUAUUCUUUCAAAAUGCUGGUGUCGGACCAAUGCAGGGCCAAGCCAAUCAUUUCAUCCGCUACUCGCUGGCAUCUGUGCCAAUUCCCUAUGCUAUCGACAGAUACAAAAACGAGACAAGACGCCUAUACCGUACGGUCGACAACAGCCUUGCGCUGUCUGGAUCCAACUAUCUUGUUGGUGAUAAAUGCACCAUUGCAGACAUUGCUCUCUGGUGCUGGGUGAACUCGGCAAAAUUUUCUGAAAUUGAUCUUACAGAGUUUCCGACCUUGCAGAUUUGGCACAAGAGAAUGGCGUCGCGGCCAGCAGUGCAGAAGGGAUACAACGUCCCAAGUGGCGACGAUCUAAAUAAAGUGCUGGAUGAGCCUGAGAAGCUGGAGCGGCUUCUUGCUAGCAACAAAGCUUGGAUUGCACAUGGACUGAAGCAGGAUGCGCAGAAAUGA
Messenger RNA from Trichoderma atroviride IMI 206040, 747 nucleotides. RefSeq lists its product as uncharacterized. NCBI's taxonomy places the organism in Eukaryota, Fungi, Ascomycota, Sordariomycetes, Hypocreales, Hypocreaceae. The record is from RefSeq and is a predicted model, not a curated record.